This is a messenger RNA of Drosophila montana, 1235 nucleotides long. RefSeq lists its product as uncharacterized. Bases 10 to 909 code for a protein of 299 amino acids. The record is from RefSeq and is a predicted model, not a curated record. The transcript has 4 exons. Lineage: Eukaryota; Metazoa; Arthropoda; Insecta; Diptera; Drosophilidae.
UGCAUCAGUAUGGGGCGUUUAACACUUGCUCUACUCUCCAUACUAUUUGGCUAUUUUGCUACGGCUUUCGCUGCAGGCAACAAGACAGAGUCGGUGGCGCCUGAGGAGCGCUUACUUUCGCGACGCGUUCGUGCUCUGGUUUUCCCCAAUAAGGCCUCUGUGUUGAUAACGGCAGCAUUGACCAAAAUUAUUGUAGGCGGCCGACCAAGUGGACUGCAAUAUAGUUUAGAAUUUGAUAUGUAUGUGCCUCUACCGGAUACUGUGGAAGGCUGGCGUCCAAAAAUACUCCUAGAUCAUACAGCUAAUAAAAAACAACCAGCCACAAAACCAAAACGUCGUUGGGAUUGGAAUUGGCAGGGAUACGGACAGAAUAGCACAAUUUAUAAAUAUCCUUAUCGUAGACCUAAUAUGUACUAUCGUGGACCCUACCAGGCAGAGACCUAUACCAACUAUGUUAAACCCAAAGCACACAAGGAUUACUUUUAUAAAAGCCCUUGGCAAAUGAGCGAGCAGCCCUGGCAACGCAGUCAUCAGCCCAAUGCUGAUGAAGAAGUCUAUGAAUCUUGGGGACAUGUGCCCCGAUGGAAGCUAAAUCGUAGCUAUAGAGAACGACGCGCUAUCUUUGAUCAAUUUGAGGCAAUGGGAAAUUUCUUUCAGAUGGACCUAAGAUCCUGCAUAAAACGAGCCAUGUGUGAGUUAAAGGCCAGGUUUAAUGAGCACCAUGGCCAGGGCAUGCUUAUGGAGGAUCUCCUGCGGAUUAUAUUAACUGUGCCCGAAGAGAUAACCGAUGUUAAAUACCAACAUCGCGUGGAUGUGCGUGACUGUACUCGUUUCUAUGCUGUUUCCUGCCCGUAUAGAGUGUUGGAAUUUCUGUCAUGGAAUGUUAGGCAUAUUUCAAAGAAAAAGUAAGCAUUGAGAUUACAAUCGAACUCAAUUUGGUAUGUAUUCAAAACGAUUGCUGAAAUGCUCAGUCUACAUUUAAAACAGCUGGAAGUCAGUUCACCUUUUCGUUUUAUUUAGACGGUUGUGUUUAUUUUUUGGAAAUUUUUUUCUAAAUUCAAUACUCAGAAUUUCGGACUGUUUAAAUUCAAAAUAAAAAUUAAAACCAAAAAAAUUUUGCAAAAUGUUUGCCCUCAAAUCUUUGGUGAGACGUGGGACGAUGAGCAAGUUCCCCAGCUUGCGGGCUAUGGUUUCACAGCGUAUGAAAUCGAAAAAAUGUGAACCAAAGUUAGAAA